Molecule: messenger RNA, 2034 nt
Organism: Danaus plexippus (monarch butterfly)
Lineage: Eukaryota; Metazoa; Arthropoda; Insecta; Lepidoptera; Nymphalidae
Exons: 8
Coding region: 126-1835 (569 amino acids)
Biological process (GO): proteolysis
Molecular function (GO): serine-type endopeptidase activity
Source: RefSeq, a predicted model, not a curated record
AAAAAAUCAUUUGUCUUAUUAAGGCUAUAGUUUUUGCCGCAAUCUCUUUAUAGGCUAUUCUACUUAAGAACAUUUGAUAGCAGUACUUUCUUCUCUGCGAUAAAACGUUUUACGGUUGCAGUAAAAUGCAUUUUACAACGAUAAUUAAAUUCGCAACGCUAUUUUUCUAUUCUAACAUCAAAGGCUUGACAGGUCACUUGAAAGAUCUAGGCGAGUCGGCUAGAAAUUGGAAUCAUGUGAUGAUGAGCAUGGAAAAGAGGAUAGUCGGUGGCUCUGAAGCGCAUCUCGACCAGUACCCUUACAAUGUACAGUUUUAUAAUCUCGGCGGACUCUGCGGCGGUUCCAUUCUCACUAAGAAAAUAGUACUAACAGCCGCCCACUGUUUCGACUCAAACAAAAAUUUGGCAGAUAUGAAAAUAUUUUCAAAACCGCGUUACCUGUUCGAUCUCCACGCAAAUAGUCAUGAUAUAUGGGAUUUUCGUAUCCACGAGGACUAUGGGAUGGAAUCUGUUUUCGAUAACGACAUCGCCGUUAUCAUAAUUCACAACGAGUUCGUCUUCGGUAAACAAGUUCGAAAUAUUAAAAUAAUUAAUAAUCAGCAUUGGGAAAAAGAAAACGAGACCUUCACUGUCACUGGAUGGGGGGAAACUAAGUAUGGGGAUGGCAUUGAUAAAACGGUUUUUAGACAGGUUAAACUGCGUUACAUUAGCAAAGAGAUGUGUAUGAAAAUGAACCAAAUCACUCUGGACACUGAGAUGUUUUGUCUUUAUGGGGAUGGAAAGAGAGAUUCCUGUAGAGGUGACUCAGGAGGCGGGGUGCUGUGGAAGGGACAAUUGGUUGGUAUCGUGUCCCACGGCAAGGGAUGUGGUGGUUUGCCGGGUGUGUAUACCAACGUCUUCUAUUACAAGUCCUGGAUCGGAAAGAAUAUUGGGGAACUUUAUAUGAAAUAUUGUGGCUUUUUGAUAGUAAUCUAUAAUUUAUUAACUUUCGUUUUCAAGUAUGUAUCACCAAUUAUGUUCAAGUUAGUAAUAUAUAAAUGUGUUCUCUUAUAUUUUCAUAUAAUAUUAUCGCGUUCGAUCUGUGUAGGUACGAGGGAUGUGUUAAAUGAAGUAGAAGGCAGAAUAAUUGGCGGUCGACCGAUACCUAUAGAGAUCUCGCCAUUCUCGGUGCUCUUUUUUAAUUUCAAAUCUCUCUGUUCCGGUGUCAUCAUUAACAGCUUUGUUAUACUUACGGCAGCGCACUGCUUUAAUUCAAACACUAACAAACAUCACAUGCGCAUUGAAAUAAAUUGUCGUUAUUUGUUUGAUAUCAAUGCUGAAACAUUUAGAGUUGCCGAUUUUAUUAUACACGAAGAUUUUAAUAAAGUUAUACCUUUUGAAGCCGACCUUGCGUUGAUUAUGGUUACGGCCAAAAUGCUUCUGGAUAGACGGAAGCAGAAAGCUUUAUUAAUGAAAAACGAUGACUGGAUGAACGAGAAGGCUAACGUCAGCGCCUCUGGUUGGGGUUGGACCGAGUACGGCGGCGGAGUAUCCGAGCUGGGUUUAAUGCGGACGUAUUUGGGGUACGUGUCUAGACGGCGAUGCGAGAGUCUGCAUAGUUUGCGGCUCACGGAGGACAUGUUCUGUUUGUACGGGAAUGGGGUGAGGGAUACUUGUCUGGGAGACUCCGGGGGAGGCGUUACUGUGAAUGGAACGGUGGUAGGCAUCGUAUCUCAUGGAGAUGGUUGUGCAAAAAAAGAUAAGCCGAGCGUGUAUAUAAGCGUUGCUUAUCACAGGAAAUGGAUCGAAAAGAAAAAUCUCGAGUUAUUAAGAAAAAAUUGCUUUAAAACUUUAUAAUGUAUUAAUGAUUAAAUUUAAGUGUUUAUAAGUAUAACUUUUAACUGACUUUGGCUUAAAUAGCAUUAGAAGCAUUUUUCAAUAUAUGUACAUACUUUCAUCUAUCUAUAGCCUUCAGGCUUAAAGUUAACGCAAUGAAUAAGGUUUUGUAUGUUAAUAUAAUAUUAAUUUAAAUAAAAAUCCUCAUUAUAUUUCAUAA